Molecule: messenger RNA, 894 nt
Organism: Laccaria bicolor S238N-H82
Lineage: Eukaryota; Fungi; Basidiomycota; Agaricomycetes; Agaricales; Hydnangiaceae
Exons: 10
Coding region: 29-823 (264 amino acids)
Biological process (GO): endocytosis; actin cortical patch localization; actin filament organization
Cellular component (GO): mating projection tip; actin cortical patch; medial cortex
Molecular function (GO): lipid binding; protein binding
Source: RefSeq, a predicted model, not a curated record
AAGCACAGUCACUUCCUCUAAAGCGACAAUGAGUUGGGCAGGUUUUAAGAAAUCGGUAAACAGAGCGGGCACUACGCUCCUGCAAAAGACAGGCCAGAUCGAGAGGACGGUCGAUCGUGAAUUUACCGAUGAGGAGGCCAAAUAUCGGACCUAUGAGAAAGAAUGUCAGGCUCUUCAAAAAGACAGCAAGGCAUACUGGGACGCUAUGCGUGCGAUGACUUCUGCCCAGAGCCGCAUCGCAGAAACGUUAGAGGUGUUCUACGGUGCUGCGGAUCAAGCAGCUGAGGGAGCUAUGGCGGGACAUGCGUACAAGCGGUCAGUCGACGAUCUAGAUACGAGUUUCAGCCGGGAGCUCGAAGCACCUUACCGAACCACAAUAUCGGAGCCUUUGGGUAAGAUGUGUGCAUACUUCCCCGUCGUAAACGAGCAUAUUUCAAAACGGAACAAAAAGCUUCUGGAUUAUGACUCGGCUCGAAGUAAAUUGCGAAAACUUAUCGACAAACCCAGUGAAGACCCAACCAAGCUGCCCAAGGCUCAACAAGAACACGAUGACGCCAAAGAGGUCUUUGAUAUGCUGAACGACCAGUUGAUCACUGAACUGCCUCAACUUCUGGAUCUUCGUGUGCCAUACUUCGAUCCGAGCUUUGAGGCCAUGAUUCGGAUGCAGUCUAAGUUCGCGGAAGAGGGAUAUGAGAAACUUAGCGGCGUGCAGCGAUACUUUGCCGAUAACGUUCGGGAUGAUUAUGCCGCUGGCCAACUCGACGCACAGGUGGAGGGCGUUCUACAAGAGAUGAGAGAGCUUUCUAUCUGCGGGGGAAAUUAAAGGUGGGGGGAUCUUGCGUAGAUAGCUUUGUACUGUACAACAGGUUAACAACGGACUUGGGUGGAAACUUC